Molecule: messenger RNA, 360 nt
Organism: Ostertagia ostertagi
Lineage: Eukaryota; Metazoa; Nematoda; Chromadorea; Rhabditida; Trichostrongylidae
Source: the annotation of a GenBank genome assembly
AUGCCGCACGGUAUCACAAUCGACGAGAAGGGAAACUAUUGGGUGACCGACGUCGGAAGCCACCAGGUGCACAAAUUGGACUCCUCAUUCCGUCCAGUGUUCUCACUUGGAGAAAAACUCGUUCCUGGCAGUGAUGGACAUCACUUUUGUAAGCCAACUGACAUUGCCGUAGCCAAGAACGGCUAUUUCUUCGUUGCUGAUGGAUACUGUAACAGUCGAGUGCUCAAGUUUGAUCCCAGUGGAAAACUCGUCGACAGCUUCGGAGCUGCUGGUGAUGAAGUCGGUCCGUCUGAAUUUGCCAUUCCGCACUCGCUAGCACUCAUCGAGGACAUGAAUCUGAUCUGCGUUGCCGACAGGUGA